Messenger RNA from Erigeron canadensis, 1195 nucleotides. RefSeq lists its product as uncharacterized. The transcript is spliced from 2 exons. Gene Ontology annotation, molecular function: beta-1,4-mannosylglycoprotein 4-beta-N-acetylglucosaminyltransferase activity. Lineage: Eukaryota; Viridiplantae; Streptophyta; Magnoliopsida; Asterales; Asteraceae. The record is from RefSeq and is a predicted model, not a curated record. Bases 18 to 1163 code for a protein of 381 amino acids. Gene Ontology annotation, cellular component: membrane. Gene Ontology annotation, biological process: N-acetylglucosamine metabolic process; protein N-linked glycosylation.
CUUUGAUUUAAGGCCUCAUGAAGGUUGGUGAUGAUUUUUCAACUUCCAAAAAGAGUGAUGACAUCUGUUUUAAGGUGGCAAACAGGUUAUCAAGAAUCCGAUGGAUGGUAAGAGGUCUCGAUUUCAAGACAUUCAUUGUGUUAUUUGUUAUACUGCCAUCAGCCAUCGCAGGAAUAUACGUUCAUGGCCAAAAAGUUACAUACUUCCUCCGGCCGUUAUGGCAGUCACCACCAAAACCUUUUAUUCAUAUACCUCACUACUAUCAUCCAAACGUAUCAAUGGAGUCGUUAUGCAAACUUCACGGUUGGGAGCUUCGUGAUUACCCUAGGAGAGUAUUUGAUGCAGUGUUAUUUAGUAAUGAAAUAGACAUGCUUACAAUUAGAUGGAAAGAAAUGUACCCUUAUAUCACUCAGUUUGUUCUUCUAGAAUCCAACUCAACAUUCACAGGCAUAUCUAAAAAACUCAACUAUGCAAUCAAUAGAGAAAAGUUUGACUUUGUCGAGUCAAGAUUGACUUAUGGAACAAUAGGUGGAAGGUUUAAGAAAGGAGAAAACCCCUUUAUCGAAGAGGCUUAUCAACGGGUGGCUCUUGAUAAUCUCUUAAGAAUAGCCGGUAUUGAAGAUGAUGAUCUUUUGAUUAUGUCUGAUGUUGAUGAAAUUCCUAGUGCUCACACAAUCGAUCUUUUGAGAUGGUGUGAUGGGCCACCGCAGAUUCUUCAUUUGAAUUUGAACAAUUAUUUGUAUUCGUUUGAGUUCAAUUUGGAUCAUAAAAGUUGGAGGGCUACGGUUCAUCAGUAUGAAAAGGGUAAAACGAAAUAUGUUCAUUACAGGCAAAGUGAUUACUUGUUGGCAGAUUCGGGUUGGCAUUGUAGUUUUUGUUUUAGAAAUAUAAGUGAUUUUGUGUUUAAGAUGAAAGCUUAUAGUCAUACAGACAGGGUGAAAUUUUCUCAUUAUCUUGACCCGAAAAGGAUUCAGAAAGUUGUUUGCAACGGCGCAGACCUGUAUGAUAUGCUUCCUGAGGAGUACACUUUCCGCGAGCUCAUUGGGAAAAUGGGCCCGAUCCCACAUUCAUAUUCAGCAGUCCAUCUCCCUUCGUAUCUCUUGGAAAAUGCUGAUAAGUACAGAUAUCUUUUGCCUGGAAAUUGCCUUCGUGAAGAUGGUUAAGUUGCCUGGUGUCGUCCUGCUUAGAUCUGUGC